AUGAAGGCCGACGACGACCACGACCGAUCGUCUUCAACCCCGACCGGUGCAUCUAAAAUAACUGUCCAAGACAAGGACAAGCCUCGGCUGACUGAUCAGGAGAAGAAGAACAAUCAUAUAGCUUCUGAACAGAAACGCCGAGCCGCCAUUCGCGAGGGUUUCGACCGUCUGACGGAACUGGUUCCAGGCCUUGAAGGCCAGGGCCGCAGCGAGAGUAUUGUCCUACAGAAAACCGUCGAGUUCAUGCAGGCGAAGCUGCAGGAGCGCCACAAUCUCAUCGCUGAACUCGAAACCAAAGGCGGGCAUGUGGACGAUUCUUUCCGGCCGACCUAG
Penicillium chermesinum is the source of this 333-nucleotide messenger RNA. RefSeq lists its product as uncharacterized. Gene Ontology annotation, molecular function: RNA polymerase II cis-regulatory region sequence-specific DNA binding; protein dimerization activity; DNA-binding transcription factor activity, RNA polymerase II-specific. The transcript has a single exon. Gene Ontology annotation, biological process: regulation of transcription by RNA polymerase II. Lineage: Eukaryota; Fungi; Ascomycota; Eurotiomycetes; Eurotiales; Aspergillaceae. The coding region runs from base 1 to 333 and encodes 110 amino acids. The record is from RefSeq and is a predicted model, not a curated record.